Molecule: messenger RNA, 2741 nt
Organism: Ruditapes philippinarum (Manila clam)
Lineage: Eukaryota; Metazoa; Mollusca; Bivalvia; Venerida; Veneridae
Product: cytochrome P450 2J5-like
Exons: 8
Coding region: 105-1598 (497 amino acids)
Biological process (GO): xenobiotic metabolic process
Cellular component (GO): intracellular membrane-bounded organelle; cytoplasm
Molecular function (GO): heme binding; iron ion binding; oxidoreductase activity, acting on paired donors, with incorporation or reduction of molecular oxygen, reduced flavin or flavoprotein as one donor, and incorporation of one atom of oxygen
Source: RefSeq, a predicted model, not a curated record
AUCAAGGACUCAAGCCAAUAGUUUGUAUAAAAUACCGAGCUCUGACGAUUGAUAAAUCAUUUUAAACAAGUGUCGUAGCAGCGUUUAUAUUGAAAAAAAAAAUCAUGGAUUUAACAAUCGUGAUUGUUUUCAUUUUUGCCUUUCUUGUGUCAGUUCUUUUCCUCAGAAGACCAAAGAAUUUACCGCCAGGAUAUUCCGGAAUCCCGUACAUUGGAUCUGUGCAAAUGAUGCUUAAGUUACGUGGUAAAAGACCUCAUAUUGCACUACAUGAAGAGUCGGAAAGACAUGGCAACAUAUUCCGGUGGUAUUUGGGCAACCAAAUGAUCGUUGUUUUAAGUGGGUAUGACAUUAUACACGAGGCUCUUGUGAAGAAAGCCGAUACAUUUAGCGACAGGAUUCUAUUUAACAGAAAUCCACUAUUCCCGAGAACGGAAGGUGAACAUGGGAUUUUGACAGGGCAAUACGAUCAAAUUUGGAGGGAGUUACGGCGCUUCACGCUUCAAGCUCUUAGAGAUUUUGGAGUAGGGAAAGCUUCAAUUGAAGAGAAGAUAGCUGUAGAAAUAGAGACAGCAACCGAAUACCUUGAAGGCAGGAACGGAAAACCUACAUCAAUGAAUGAUUUAAUGCAGCAGGUGGUAGCAAACGUUAUAUUUGGAAUCAUCUUUUGUAAAAGAUAUGAGUAUGACGAUCCGGAAUUCGAUAAAACUCGAAAAAUGACAAACAAUGUUGUAACCGGUUCAGGUCCCGUCAGCCCAUCUUUGUUUAUGCCAAAAAUUCUUGCCAGGUUGCUGAAUCCGAAGGAUUCUGAGAUCACCGCGAGCCGGCGACAAAGCAUCUUGAAGAUGCGUGACUAUGUAUUUGAACAAAUAGAAGAACACGAGACUACCUUUGACAAAGACAACAUCCGGGACUUUAUUGAUAUCUAUAUCCAGACUAAGACUGAAGGGGACGAAAGCAUACGGAAAUUUGUAACAAAGGGAAACAUGUUCCGCGUGAUUUUUGACCUGUUUUUGGCAGGAUCUGAAACUACGUCAACAACAUUAGAUUGGGCGUUUCUAUUUAUGACAGAAUUGCCGGAAGUGCAGAAAAAAUGUCAGGAUGAGAUUGAUAAAGUACUCGGUGACAAGGUCAUAGAAUAUUCCGAUCGUACUAAGCUUACAUAUGUAAAUGCCGUCAUUAUGGAAAUUCAGAGAUGUGCGAAUAUAGUGCCAUUGAACGUUGCGCACUCUACCACCGCAGACACGUCUGUUGGAGGAUACAAUAUUCCCGCCAAGACACUGAUUAUACCUUCACUCUACUCUGUUCAUAUGGAUACAAAGUAUUUCUCCAAUCCAGAAAAAUUCGAUCCCGACAGAUUUCUAGAUGGACAGGGUAAUCUGUUAAAGAACGAAGCUCUUCUGCCAUUUUCAACAGGACCUCGAACAUGCCUAGGAGAACCAUUGGCAAGAAUGGAGCUAUUCUUAGUGUUUGUUUACCUGAUCAAGAGAUUUAACUUUGCUAGAGAAGAUCCAAACAAGCCGCACACACUGGAAUCCAAACAGUCACAGGUUACAAACGCUCCGUUACCGUAUAAGUUACGGGCUACCAAAAGAAACUGACAAUUUUAAUCAAAUGAUGUCGAUAAACACAUCUUCAUACGGAAGUGUUUACCAAGUAAAAACUGCUGAACUUCAAAUAUUCAAUCACGAUUACUUACCUACAUAUGUUAUCAACGAUUUCCUAAGGCUUAAGGAUCAUUAAACAUAAAAUUAAUUCAAUUGAGACCAAUUGUUGCUUUUCUCGACAUAAGAAUGAAACAAAACUUGACUAUGUUAAUAAUGUUUUUGUGUGCCUUAAAAACAUAUCAGGAAAAUGACACUUAAAGCAUAAUAUGAUUGUAUUUUGAGUAUUGGUUAUCUCUGACUAGCUGUAGCUUAAAUCGAUUUCUUGAUUUCUUUUAUAGACAUUUGUAGCCCUUUAUUUCAUUAUGAUUAUUGUUUAAUAUGUAAAGAGUGUCAGCGCUAUGCAAUGAAAAUUGUAAAUACAGAAUAACAUUAUCAUCAAAAUCAACUCUGAAAAAACGUCAAAUUUGCUUAGGUGCUUCAAUUAACUCUAAGCCUGCUGGCGAUUACAGAAUCUAACCAUGCGACAAAUGUAUCCAUGCCGUCUAAACUAUACUCCAUAAAGAACAAACAACUUAUUGCAUGACCAGACAGAAUAUUUAUUGCAAAAAAGAUACUGAGCAGCCGAGAACAAACAUUAAUACACAAACAUUGUUAUAAUAAUAAAAACAUCAUGAAGAACAUAUAAAGAACAUGUAUAACAGAAUUUUGCUAAAAAAAUACGAGAGUAAAUUUUUGAAACUAACAUUGCUGCACAUUUUGUAUUAUUCUUAUUAUUGUAUUGUUUAUGUAUUUACUUUUAAACUUAACAAUAGAACAAUAUAGUGUUGAACAAUUUCAGUAUCUAAAAUAAUGAAACGUAGAAAGUACAGGCAAAAAAUUGAAUUAUUUACGUCAUUAUUAUAAUAGCUUAAACGCAUUUCGACUCGGCCAGGAAAAAAGGAGAUAUUUCUUCUAAUAGUUAUUUAAAAAAAAAUGAUCUGGAAAGCUGUGUCCGUUUGCCAAUGUCGAAUAACUAAAUGUUGGACCUCAUUCUAGCCGAGUCGGAUGACAAUAAGUGACUAAAUUAAAAAAAAUAUUAUAAUUGUGUUUUGUUGCAUGAAUUGAAAUUGAAUUUUAAUAAAAUGUCUUUUGUUAUUA